Molecule: messenger RNA, 3542 nt
Organism: Mycena citricolor
Lineage: Eukaryota; Fungi; Basidiomycota; Agaricomycetes; Agaricales; Mycenaceae
Source: the annotation of a GenBank genome assembly
AAACGACGAUGCUCGCUUUGACGUCAAUGAUCGUCCCCAAUUGUUGGUUCCUGAGCGAUAAUGCUCCCCCUUGCCUCCAAGCUCCAGAUCGUCGAGGCCCCAAACUGCCUCCGAGCUCUCAACUAGACUAGCUUGCCGGCAAAGAAAACGAUGCGUUUCAUGGUGGAGGGACGCCUGGAAGGCUAUCAAUAGGCGAUCGUGGACUGCAGCUUGUACGCGUGGAUAGACUUUUAGGUUGGGGGAGCGAAUCAAGCGAGGGUUGCGUCUUGGUGUAUUUUGCUUAUGUUGCUGACAGAAGUCGAAGCAUAAUCGAUUCUCCCUUUCUUUCCUCCCACCUGCCUCCUCUCGCUCUCGCCAUCGUUGUCGCAGGCGGCCCCUGAAAUUCGCAUUUCGCUCUUCGCUUGCCUGUCCACUGCUGCCCCUGUCGCUCUCGUUGUUUGUCCCUGCUGCUUUCGAUUCUCCCUCUCCUUUUCCUCUUCCCUUUUUGCCCGUCGUUUUCCCUCUCGUUCGUUGAUUAGACGGCGGGAACGAACGCGGAACGAACGUUGACGAUGUCCGACUACGCAUAUGCCUUCCAGAAUCAAACGCCAUAUAGCGCCUUUCCGCCUCAGAAUCAACACCAGCACCUCCCGAACACCCCCAACCACGCCACUGCCUGGGACGCCCCUCACGUCGCGUAUUUUCAGCCGGUCCAUCAGUCGCGGCAUAUCUCAAACCCGAGUACGAGUUCCGUCGUGAGCGUCACCUCCCCGCCUCCGAUGACGGCUCAGCUCCGACCCACAUCCCAUGCGUCUUCCCAGCCAUCGGCACAGUCCCAGCCCUCGUCGACGCUUCUCUGGACGGAUUUGGAGAUAUGGAUGGACGCCGAGUAUGUGCGUCAGGUGUGCACGCUGCUGCGGUGGGAUGUGGCCGUGCGGGUGCCAUUGGCCGGCUCUAAUGAAUUGGCAUUGGCGGGCAUCCGCCUCAACAUCAACCCGCCUCCGACUGACGUCCCACCAUUGAACGCGGGUUUCUGUGUUUUGACGUUUUCUUCGCCGGGCGCUGCCGCUGCUGCACUGACACAGGUCAAAACACCGUCGCACUCCGCCCCCACUAUCACGCAUUCAAACGCUUCCGGUGAUCAAGUGAUGACUAUGCCGAACUCCUCUCGACCCUUUGUACUUAAUUGGGCGCCGACGGGGAUCGCAGCAGCUAUUUCUGCACCACCACUGGGAUCAUCGGCUGCCAAUAUCAAUGGGUCGAUGGUUUCGACCACGCCUGCAACCUCUCACAGCUCUGCGGCACCUGUCUCGGGGUUCACUUACAAUGGACCUUCAUCGCCCGUUGUAGAAGCCGCUGCCCCUGGGGUGUCGCCCAAUCAACAGCAGCCGCCCCCACAGUAUCCACGCGAGUACAGCAUUUUUGUGGGCGACCUGGCUCCAGAGACAUCUAAUAGCGAUUUGGUGGCUGUCUUUCGGAAUCCGGUCCUCGGCUUGCGCAAUGACAGGGCGCCGAAAUUCAUUCGGCCUUUUGUCAGUUGCAAAAGUGCUAAGAUCAUGUUGGAUCCCGUUACUGGUGUCAGUCGCGGCUAUGGCUUUGUCAGGUUCACGGAUGAAUCGGACCAGCAGCGUGCCCUGAUUGAAAUGCAUGGAUUAUAUUGUCUAUCCCGACCGAUGCGCAUUUCUCCGGCCACGGCUAAAUUCAAACCCCCUCCGGGGCCAACCCCCGACUUCGCUACGAUCCAGCCCAGUCCUUCGACGACAUCGAACACGACCAGCAGCUCGAGCAUGACUAGUUUCCCCAGUGUAUCAUCCAUUCCCACGUCUGUUUCUGCCUCAUCAGACGGCAAUCUUUUGUCGCCUCAGUCACAUACUCCAGGCGUGUCUACCCCAGGAUAUUAUCAGCCCCCGCUCAGUUCCCUCGAUUCGUAUGGCGGUGGUCCCUCCAAUGGCCACUCUGAGGAGUGGAAACAUCAUGCACAAGCACGGGCCAUUCUGGGACACAUGAUCGGCCCUAAUGGCGAGCAACUCACCAGCACUGAUCCUUAUAAUACCACUGUGUUCGUUGGUGGAUUGAGCCCGCUUAUCCAAGAGGACACACUCAAGUCGUUCUUUAUGCCGUUCGGAGAAAUACAUUACGUCAAAGUCCCGGUCGGCAAGCACUGCGGAUUCGUUCAAUUUGUUCGUAAAGCAGAUGCAGAACGAGCGAUCGAGAAAAUGCAGGGUUACCACAUUGGGGGUAGCCGGAUUAGACUGAGUUGGGGACGAAGUCAAUAUAAAGCUGCUCAGGCUGCUGCCCAAGCUGCCCAAAGUGCUGCUCUCCAGGCCUCCUCUACCCCAACUCAAGUUCCGAACCUGCAGCCGAUCAGUACACCCCAACCACCAGCCCCAUCUGUUACAGCGAGCCUGGCAUCCAACUCCAAUGUUAAUGUCUCAAAUGGACCGAACGGGAUGACGCCAGCCAUGCUGAACGGCUUGACACAUGAACAGGCCAUCCUGCUUUUGCAAAAGUUGGGCAUUCAGGGUCUGCCUUCCAACGGCCAGUCUGGAAAUGGCGGUGAUGUAUACCAGAAUGCAAACCAGCAGCAGCCUGCGUAUACGGAGGACAGUCUGAAGAUGCGGCGGGACGAUGGCAGCUUGGCAUUCGGAUAUCCACCCCGAUCUUCUUACGAGAUCACUUCUGCCAACGGAGGAGGCACCUUCUCGCCGUUCUCGCCGGAUCCGAAUCGUGCUCAGCAGCAGGGGACAACCCUCGCUGCAGAUCUACUGGGGAAGCGCCGCGACUCGUAUGCUGGAAGCACUGGCUACAGUGGCAUGGGAGGACUUUCGAGCCAGUCUUUCGGUGGCCCCCCAUUCUUCCAGCCUCCUCAUGGAAAUGGAAGAGCGUCGGGAUCUCCGACUGGAGCUUAUGGUGGAGGCGGGUUUGCCGGUAGUCCCCCGGCGUACAACCGUUACUCCGGCCAGCAGCAGCCGAUCUCGCGGCCGACUUCUGGGCCGCCAGCUCGCGAGCGAAGCGAAGAUUUCGACGCGAUGCACGACCUGAAUGGGACGCUUGCCAGCCUGAAUUUGGAUCGGGAGCGGGAGCUGGAUGUCCCAGACCGGUCUUGGAGUUUGAAAAGUCCGCUGAUGGAAAAUGCGAGCACGAGCGGAGACAGUGCCUCCAGCGGCGGCAGUGUGCAGUUUCGGCUGACCAUGGGACGGACGCCGUCGCCUUGAACGAAUGAUAUCACGAUCCUUGCUUUCAUCUUCGCGCCACCCUUCGGAUGGAAUGGAACAUUGUAAUCUGCCUUACACUUAUAUUCGGCCCUUCUACUCCCGGCUCGCUCAUUCGAAUAAUUGGAACCGACUCGGCGGUUCUUCGCGCUGUUUUACGACUUUUUCGAUGCCGCUUUAUUGUCUCGCUACCUUGCACAGUCUAUGCACAGUCUAUCCUGUUUUCCCAGCUUUUGUUUCGGUUUUCGCGCACAGCUAUACUAUUAUAACUGGACUACCAUCUCUCUCUCUCUCUCGAAAAGCAAAUUGUAGUUCCGUUUACGCUACCAUUCCAAUUGAAUCGUGUUCUGG